This is a messenger RNA of Aureobasidium musti, 468 nucleotides long. The record is from the annotation of a GenBank genome assembly. Lineage: Eukaryota; Fungi; Ascomycota; Dothideomycetes; Dothideales; Saccotheciaceae.
AUGGCACCAAAAAACAACAAAGGCAAAGCGAAGGAGCCAGAGAAGGCCGGCGCAGCGAAAGUGAAAGGAGGUUCGUACAGAGCAAUUUUCCCUAUUCAGCAUGCUGACCUCCAUUAUCACACAGCUCAGAGUAUCAAUGUCCGCCACAUUCUAUGUGAAAAGCACGCAAAGAAGGAGGAGGCACUUGCCAAGUUGAAUGCUGGCGUGAAGUUCGAUGAAGUUGCCAGAGAAUUCUCUGAAGACAAGGCUCGUCAAGGUCAGUCGUUCAAUGCCACGGUUCAUGUGAGAGGUUUUCUGACGACAUUCGUCACAGGUGGUUCACUAGGCUGGAAGACCAGAGGAGGUCUCAUGCCCGAAUUUGAGAAUGUUGCUUUCGAAUUGCCGGCCAGCACCACCAACAGCCCCAAAUGGGGUGAAGCCAAGACUAGUGAAGGCUACCACAUUAUCAUGGUUGAAGGUAGAAAGUAG